GUCAAGAUUGGUUAUAUUUUAUUUAUACUCUGAAAUGGAUGGCAAAUAGAGAAGAAUCAUCAUCUUUAUACAUUUAUCUUAAUUACAAAAGAGAUAAAAGAACAAUAUUAAACUUUACAACAACUGACCGAGAAAUUAAAAUGUGUUAAGUCUUGCAAACUUUAAAAUUCAUAAAAUAUGUUUACAAAGUUCUAUACUAGAAACAGACAGAAGAAAAUGAUACAGUCAGACAUGAAGACAAAUGUAUAUGGAUAGACACAAAGAGAUGUGUGUGUUAUAAGUAUAACAUUUGUCCUGGAGGCACGUACAAACAAAUGGUGUUUUGUUGGGGCACAAAGCUCACAGUUCUCAAUGUGGACAUUUCUAUUUGGGCAGAGCAUGUGAUUUAUGGGUUUGACAGAUGGAUGCUGCUGGAGUUGUGAAGUAUGACAUUGUAUAAUCCUGCAAUCCCCUUCAAUAUGACCUGCGUAUUAUAACAGAGUAUUGACAAAGUUCUGUGCAUAGCUAAGAGACACAAACUCAUUUUCUUGUGAAUCUAUUGCCACCGGUGAAGUUACAAGAAAAUACAUUGAGUAUGUGUUAUAAAUUUGCCAUAAAAUCUGUCUUAUUCCACUUGUAAACACCUCCAGGAAUGUCAGAGAUGCUUAUCAUCAUUUGGCAGCUUGGAUGGCCCUAUUUAUACCCACAUGGGAAUGGGAGAAAAGUGUUGAACAGAUAUUAUCUAGAUAGACACAUACAAGUAGAGAGACUUUCUACAGAGAAUUGGAGAUUGGAAAAGUAGAUAGAUUAUCUAGACAGAUUGUGAGGGAAGGAGACAGAGAAUCAGAGAUAAGCAGCACAGAGAUUAUCAAGAGUGAUAGAGAAGAAAUCAUUGCUAGAUUAAGAAUGGGAGAUAUGUAGAUAUAUAUAUAUAUAUAUAUAUAUAUAUAUAUAUAUAUAUAUAUAUAUAUAUAUAUAUAUAUAUGUUAUUAGAUAAUCAGUUGUGUAGCUAUGUAGGUGGAUAUAAAGAGAGAGAAAGAGAAGAAAGUAGGAGAGAGCGUUGGAGGAAGAUGCAGGUAAAGAUAUUGUCUUUAGAUAAUAGGAUAUGGGUGAUGUUAUCUAGAUAGAGAUAAGAAAGUGAGACAGAAACAUAGAAAGAGGAGCAGAGAUAAAGCACAAAGAAUGGGGAGGAGGAACAUUUGUUAGAAUGAGAUCAAAUGAGGCAAUGGUGGAUAUGUUGAUAGAUAUAGAUAUCUCUAUUUAUAUAAAUAGGUAGCUAUAUAUAACAAUAUAUAUAUUUGUAAGUGGGUAGAAAUGUAGAUGAAUACAGGAGAAAAAUGGAGAUGGAUAUAUUUAGAGUGGGAGAAACAUAUAAGUAGGAUUUUGUCUACAGCUAAUAGGAAGUUAGAGAGGAAAGAAUAUUAUCAAUAUAGAGUGAGAAAAGCAGAUGAAGGAGAAACAGACACAGAGACAGAGGAAGGAGAAACAGAGACAGAGGAAGGAGAAACAGACCCAAAGGCAGAGGAAGGAGAAACAGAAACAGAGACAGAGGAAGGAGAAACAGACAAAGAGACAGAGGAAGGAGAAACAGAAGCAGAGCCAGGGGAAGGAGAAACAGAGACAGAGAAAGGAAAAACAGAAGCAAAAACAGAGGAACGAGAAACAGAAGCAGAGACAGAGGAAGGAGAAACAGAGAAAGAGACAGAGGAAGGAGAAACAGAAGCAGAGACAGGGGAAGGAGAAACAGAGACAAAAGGAAGGAGAAACCAAAACAGAGACAGAGAAAGGAGAAGCUGAAGCAGAAACAGAGAUAGAUGAAGGAUAAACAGAAGCAGAGACAGAGGAAGGAGAAACAGAAACUGAAACAGAGGAAGGAGAAACAGAAGCAGAGACAGAGAAAAAGAAGCAGAGACAAAGGAAGAAAAAACAGAAGCAGAGGAAGGAGAGACAGAGACAGGGGAAGGAGAAAGAGAGACAGAGGAAGGAGAAACAGAGACAGAGGAAGGAACAACAGAAGCAGAAACAGAGGAAGGAGAAACAGAAACAGAGACAGAGGAAGGAGAAGGAGAAACAGAGACAGAGGAAGGAAAAACAGAAGCCGAGACAGAGGAAGGAGAAACAAACAGAGAGACAGAGGAAGGAGAAACAGAAGCAGAGACAGAUAGAGAUGUUAUAGAUAUGUUAUUAGAUAAUCAGUUGUGUAGCUAUGUAGGUGGAUAUAAAGAGAGAGAAAGAGAAGAAAGUAGGGGGAGAAGAGAGAGAGCGUUGGAAGAAGAUGCAGGUAAAGAUAUUGUCUUUAGAUAAUGGGAUAUGGGUGAUGUUAUCUAGAUAGAGAUAAGAAAGUGAGACAGAAACAUUGAAAGAGGAGCAGAGAUAAAGCACAAAGAAUGGGGAGGAGGAACAUUUGUUAGAAUGAGAUCAAAUGAGGCAAUGGUGGAUAUGUUGAUAGAUAUUGAUAUCUCUAUUUAUAUAAAUAGGUAGCUAUAUAUAACAAAAUAUAUAUUUGUAAGUGGGUAGAAAUGUAGAGGAAUAGAGAAGAAAAAUGCAGAUGAAUAUAUUUAGAGUGGGAGAAACAUAUAGGUAGGAUUUUUUCUACAACUAAUAGGAAGCUAGAGAGGAAAGAAUAUUAUCUAUAUAGAGUGAGAAAAGCAGAUGAAGAAGAAACAGACCCAAAGGCAGAGGAAGGAGAAACAGAAACAGAGUCUGAGGAAGGAGAAACAGACAAAGAGACAGAGGAAGGAGAAACAGAAGCAGAGAUAGAGGAAGGAGAAACAGACAAAGAGACAGAUGAAGGAGAAACAGAAGCAGAGACAGGGGAAGGAGAAACAGAGACAGAUGAAGUAGAAACCAAAACAGAGACAGAGGAAGGAGAAGCUGAAGCAGAAACAGAGACAGAUGAAGGAUAAACAGAAGCAGAGACAGAGAAAGGAGAAAGAGAAACUGAGACAGAGGAAGGAGAAACAGAAGCAGAGACAGAGAAAA
Molecule: messenger RNA, 2961 nt
Organism: Pelobates cultripes (western spadefoot toad)
Lineage: Eukaryota; Metazoa; Chordata; Amphibia; Anura; Pelobatidae
Source: the annotation of a GenBank genome assembly